Funneliformis caledonium is the source of this 1596-nucleotide messenger RNA. Lineage: Eukaryota; Fungi; Glomeromycota; Glomeromycetes; Glomerales; Glomeraceae. The record is from the annotation of a GenBank genome assembly.
AUGGCUACAUAUAAGCAAAAGCCAAGGAUUCAACAUCAUGUAACGAAUCAUUCGGAGGAGCUUUCCGGUUCGGAACAGGACUGGGUAAUGUUUAAUAGUGCACGUGCCUCUAACCAACCUAUUGAACGUAGACUAGUUAACAAUGUUAGUGACGAUGAGGAUUGGCACGUCCUUAGCGAUAAUACGAAUCCCGUGGAGGAGAGUAUACCCUCCUUAGAAAGCAACUCUGAAUUUGCUAGCGGUGGGAGUGACUACGAUUCUGAACCUUAUUAUGUUCUGGACCAAACUGCUCGCUCGAUAGAGUUACUUCCAGAAGUUCAAGGCAAUUCUCCAUCACAAAUGCCUUCACAUGAUGGAACGGGAAAGUUUUUUGAUACUAAACUUUCCGAUGAAUCAAAUCACGUUUCAACGACAAGCCUCGCAGAUUCCGAUUUAUUAUCGACACAUCAUGAUGGUAUGCGUUUGCUUGUUGUCAAUGUACGUUUUAGCCAAAUCCCCGUCGAAACUGAUGAAUUGACAAUUAAUUUUAUGACAUCCCAAGAUAAUGAAAGUAUUCGACCUAUGGGAAGUGUUAUUAAAGAAACUUGGAUGUCUAAAGUUCGUAAUGUUUUUCGAAUUGAAGAGGAGGUUGUUUCGGCGAUUAAUUCUCAAGAACAAGCUCAAUCAAAUCAGAUUUAUCAUAAAUUUGCCGAAUCGGCCUCAUCUGCAGCCAAAUUCGAGCUUGGUGAUUUAGGAAAUACGAAUCCUAUUAAAUCUCUUGCUAAUGUUGGUGAUGAAAACGCUAAUUCUACAACAUACACAACAGUUACGACUCAAUACAUUGAUACACUUCAAAAUCAAACUUCUCAGGCUAACCAUUCGGAAAAACUGCCAGUGACUCGUCAUUUUGAUUCAUCGUCACCUGCGACUUCGACAUCUUCCAUACAUAGAUCUAAUGAUUUUGAUGGUUCAUUUACGGAAAAACAUGCUUCUAUUAUCACUAGGUUUGGUAAAGGAUUGAUCGUUCCAAAAGACCCAAUUGAUAUGAAUUUUGCACCUACAAUCUCUAAAGACAUGUUAAACGAAAUGAUAAUGAACGAAAAUUCUCACAGUGCCGAUCAUCAAAACCAACAAUCGACAACCUCACGGUCGAAUAAAAAUUCACUUUUAUCAACGGUUUGGACAACUUUUCGCCGAAUAACCAAUAAUAUCAUCAUAUCGGAUGAUACAGAUCCAGCUCAUGGUGAAUUGUCUCAGACUACAAAAUUCGCUUCAUCAAAUUAUAAUAAUGGUUUGGCUUCUAUAAUUACAGGAACAGGAGAGAAUCAUUACACCUAUGAUUCAUGCCAUUUUCCUUUUGGAAAUCAUUUAGCUUUAUCCGAUCUUUGCCCUUCCUUACAUAAUUAUACUAGUUCAUCAUCCACACCUUCUACGCCAUCAUAUAAUAAGAGAAGAAAUUCCAUUACAACUUCAACUAAUACUGCAAGAAUCUUUCUCACUCCUGUUUCAAGUUCGACGAGUCUAAAAAGUUUUACAAGUCGCGCUGGAAGUGACUGUGGAUUGGAAAGUAGAGGUGUUCGAAGGGGCAAAACUAUAGAAGCUCCUCUUGUUCUUUAA